Messenger RNA from Pseudopipra pipra, 3133 nucleotides. RefSeq names its product Wnt family member 1 (gene WNT1). The transcript is spliced from 4 exons. Gene Ontology annotation, cellular component: extracellular region. The record is from RefSeq and is a predicted model, not a curated record. Bases 1635 to 2744 code for a protein of 369 amino acids. Gene Ontology annotation, biological process: canonical Wnt signaling pathway; cell fate commitment; multicellular organism development. Gene Ontology annotation, molecular function: frizzled binding; cytokine activity. NCBI's taxonomy places the organism in Eukaryota, Metazoa, Chordata, Aves, Passeriformes, Pipridae.
ACUGAUGAGCGGCGGCCCCGGGCCGUGACGGGCGAGCGGGGCUAAUCCGGCCCCGCAUGACUGGUCCGGGGAAACCGCGGCGGGGGGAUUACACCCCCCGGGCCCCGCCCCAACGGGGGGCUCAGCUCAGCCCCCCCGGCCCGCCCGGCUCCGCACCGGGGACUUCACACCCGCCCGGGGACAGCGGGGACAGAGCCUUGUCCCAACCGAGACCGGGCCACCAGCACCGGCCCUGCGUGACCGUGUCCUGGCCGUGGGCACCCCGGACCGCCCCCGCUGCGUCCGGGCACCCCCUGCCCUUCGUUCUUCUAUCUCCCUCAGUCCCUCCGUCCCCCGUGUUCAUCCGCCCCUCUGACACACCCGGUACCGGCUCAGACCGGGUGCCCCGGGGCAGCGGGAGCCGUGCGGGGCAGUGCUGCGCCCACGCGGGCUGUGCACUCCGUAGGUGUCCACGGGCACGUUCACGAGGGUGCGGGGUGCCGCCAGGACAGCCCGGGACAGCCCGGGACAGCCCGGUCCCGAGCGGCGAGGGACGCGGCCGUCCUGUCGCGCCGGGCACGGAUCGGGACGGGAGGGGGAUCUGGGGGCUCCGGACCGGCACCGUCACCAGCGCGGCUCCGGUGGUCCUACGUCCCGGGGGGCUGCACGUCCUGUCCCCCGCAAAGCCCGUGGCCCCUGAAUUCUGCCUCCCCCGUGCGCCCGGGGCUGUCCCGGGAGAUCCCGUCACUCCCCCUCCCUGUGCACCCCGGGCUGUCCCGGGAGAUCCCGGGCUAUUCCCGUUCCUCACUCCCUCCGUACACCCGGAGCCGUCCCGGGCCGUCCCGGGCUAUUCCGGAACCGGCUCCUCCUUGUGCCGGGAGCUGUCGCGGGUCGUGCUGGGCUCCCCCCGCCGGUGCCGGUAGAGCGUGUGCGAGGGGCGGCGGGGAGGGCGGGGGACGGCAGCCGGGGGCUCUGGGCACGGGGCCGGGGCGCAGCCACCCGCCGGGCUAAUCCGGCCCGUGACGGACAGCCCCGGCGCCGCCGCUCCCGCCGCCCCGUAAGAGGUGCCGCGGCUCCGCCGCUCCCCAUUGUUAGGGCGAGGACGCGGGGAGGCCCCGCGCGGCGGGACCGGCCCACGGGGACCCUCCGCGCCGCCCCUAUAAGAGGGAAGGGGCUGGAAGAUGCUCCCGGGUGCUGAGCGCUGCGCACCCGCCGCGCCGAGCCGAGUCCAGCCGGGCCGCCUCUCCGGGGAGCCGCCGGCACCGAGCACCGGGCACCGGGUCCCGCGAACGGACCGCAGAGAACCGGUACCGACACGGGGUACCGCGCCCGGACUGCCGAGCGCCGGGUCUGCGGCGGCGGCACCGCGCACGGAGCGCCCGACGCCGCGCUCCAGGGACCGGGCAGGGAGCGCCGGGCACCGCACCCCCGACGCCGCGCCCCGGCCACCGGCUGCACCCCUGUGCCGGUGCCGGUGCCGGCCCGCCCGCCCGGCGCUCCCCGCGUCCCCCCCGCGGCCGUCCUGAUCUCGGAGCCGCCCCGCGCGUCCGGAAACACGCGUGGAUGUAGCGGCCGGGCCGGGGGCUCCGCGGCACCAUAAAUACCGGGACGGCCGCUCGCCCGCGCACUCUGCCGGGGCUCCCGGGGCCGGAGCCAUGCGCGCGGCCGCGCUGGGGUUGGCGCUCCGGGCGCUCUGGGCUCUGGCCCUCUCCUCCCUCUCCAACACGCUGGCGGUGAACAACAGCGGGCGGUGGUGGGGCAUCAUCAACGUGGCCUCGUCCACCAACCUGCUGACGGACUCCAAGAACGUGCAGCUGGUGCUGGACCCCAGCCUGCAGCUGCUGAGCCGCAAGCAGCGCAAGCUGAUCCGGCAGAACCCCGGCAUCCUGCACAGCGUCAGCUCCGGCCUCCAGACAGCCAUCAAGGAGUGCAAGUGGCAGUUCCGCAACCGCCGCUGGAACUGUCCCACCUCGCAGGGCCCCAACAUCUUCGGCAAAAUCGUCAACCGGGGCUGCCGGGAGACGGCGUUCAUCUUUGCCAUCACCAGCGCCGGCGUGACGCACUCGGUGGCCCGGUCGUGCUCCGAGGGGUCCAUCGAGUCCUGCACCUGCGACUACCGGCGCCGUGGCCCCGGGGGGCCCGACUGGCACUGGGGGGGCUGCAGCGACAACAUCGACUUCGGGCGCCUCUUCGGGAGGGAGUUUGUGGACUCCAGCGAGAAGGGCCGAGACCUGCGUUUCCUCAUGAACCUGCACAACAACGAGGCCGGGCGCAUGACGGUCUUCUCGGAGAUGCGCCAGGAGUGCAAGUGCCACGGCAUGUCGGGCUCCUGCACCGUCCGCACCUGCUGGAUGCGGCUGCCCACCUUCCGCGCCGUGGGCGACGUCCUGAAGGAUCGCUUCGACGGCGCCUCCCGCGUCAUCUACGGCAACAAGGGCAGCAACCGGGCGUCGCGGGUGGAGCUGCACCACUUGGAGCCCGAGAACCCGGCCCACAAGCCGCCCUCGCCCCACGACCUCGUCUACUUCGAGAAGUCCCCCAAUUUCUGCACCUACAGCGGGAAGACGGGCACGGCGGGCACGGCGGGGAGGUUCUGCAACAGCUCCUCGCCGGGGCUGGACGGGUGCGAGCUGCUGUGCUGCGGGCGCGGGUACCGCACGCGCACCCAGCGCGUCACCGAGCGCUGCAACUGCACCUUCCACUGGUGCUGCCACGUCAGCUGCCUCAACUGCACCAACACCCAGGUGCUGCACGAGUGUCUGUGACCCCCCCCCCGGCCCCCCGGGACCACCCUGCCCAGCCCCGGAGGGGGUCUGUGCCACACACCCCCCAUGAGGGGUGCCCGGCUGGAUUGGAGGCGCCCGUGGGCGGGGGUAUGGAUGUGCCCCCCAGGGACCCCCGUCCUGCCACGGGUGGGCUUGGUGCCACGCACCUUCCCGGCCACCCCCCGGCUCCACGGGGUCCCCUUCUCGCUGUAAAUAAAAUAUUUAUUGUGGACGGUUCGACGCCGUCGCCCCCUCCCCGCUUCGCUGGCCCCAGGCCCUGGUUUUUGUAAUUAAAGAAAAUAAUAAUUAAUAAUAAUUAAUAAUAAUGAUGCUUUGUUACAGGUGUCACUGAUAGCCUUUAGAGAAGAAUAAAGGAUAUAUUUUUAUCA